AUGAAGAAGGAAAUUCUUAUUUUAUUAGCAAUCUUCGUGCUCACUUCAGAAGCUCGACUUAGAGAUCUGAAGAUCAGCACUGGAGCUAGUAGCUCCAUGGGAGGCUCAAGUACGAGCAGUUCAACUUCAGGAACAACAGCAGGCACUGGAGGAGUAGGACAGACUGGUGCUAGUUCAGGAAGUGGACUAGAUUCAGGAGAAAGUGAGUGAGAAGGAAUUGAAUUUGAUUGAGAGAUAUUGCCUAGGCUUGUCUUAGUAGGGAUAUUUGGAGGUCUUUUCUUGAUUGCAUUCUGUGUUUGAUGAUGUAUUUGAAUGAGAGGAAAGUGGAAAUGGUUCUGUAAAUGCCUUUUCUGUUGUUGAUGCAGUAGAGUUUUAAAAUGAUGUUGGAGAUUAAGGUGUAAAUGAAAAUGAAAGAAAAGUAAAAAUUCAAAAGCACAGCCUAAAAUCGCUCCAUACAAUCAAAAUAAUUCUCAUAAUCCUCCAAAGAACAUUCAGACCCAAAUAAAAGCUCCUAAAAUUCCUUUCCAACAUCCAAACCUCGCUUCAAAACCCACAUUAGAAAUUCCUCCCGAUCAGCCACGAACAAACUGCCUAAAAAUCUCCAACCAAAGUUCUCAAUCCCCAGAUCUUGAGAGUUCAACUAUCUAUUCUCAAGCCAAAUCUAGCCCCCUACAAAUCUUUGCUUAACUUGAACUCCUAAAUUCCCAAUAAGAUCUAUUAAUCCACUUCUUUACACAAAAUUUUUAUUUUUAAAUAAAUUUAUAAAUCAUAACACCAUUAAAACCAUCCAAAAAGGUCAGAAGGCAAAUAAAACACUAGCAGAACAAACACAAAAAUUCCUAUACAAAAACACUAACAGAACCAAUUCCUUCUCCCCAUCCAUCUCAACCCCUCCCAUCCCAGCUCCUCCCUCACACCCCUAUACCCCUCAGUUCCUCCCCACCCACCUAUUCCUAACCCCAUUUAUCCAAUUACUCCUCCUCACCUAUCCUCUCUCCUGAACCCCAAUUCUCUUAACCUAGGUGUAUUCGUACUUUA
Messenger RNA from Moneuplotes crassus, 1038 nucleotides. Lineage: Eukaryota; Ciliophora; Spirotrichea; Euplotida; Euplotidae. The record is from the annotation of a GenBank genome assembly.